AUUAAAUCUCCAGACAAAUAUAUUGUCUGACACCCAAUCAUGUGUUUAUUUAAUGAAUAAGUUAAGUAAAAAAUAUCAAAACUGAUAUGUCAGGCUACCAAAGACAAACUUCAAGAAUUGUAAUCCACAAAUAUGGCUGAUGUUUCUGUGUAAGUAUUAAACUGAACCUUUGGGAAACGUUAAUUAUGCUUCAAGCAGUAUUGGUAGAAUUAACGUUAUAGUGUCAUCCCGAAGAAGGAUGCCUUUAGCAAAUGUCAGUUUGGUUACUUGAAAUCGGUACUAGUUCACUUGGACUGGCAAGUUCCCUUGCCCUGCACCAGUUGUCUUCUGAAGAAGCUGGGUACAAAGGGUAACUCGGGUUUGCCUGAGAGUGUGUAGUGAAUGAUUAGGCCUCUGGGUGUCGCUGUUGACCACACAAGAAGAAAAGGAGCCGCUGAAGCGGUGUCCACCAUUUCUCUGCGGCAAAGCAACACUAAGAACAGUCUUGAGGAGACAGAAGCGGCCUCACCACAUCAUCGGGCAAUUCUGUGAUGUGUGAAUUAAGUCCAUGAAAGAUUUAACUACUUGAGGGGGUAAGGCUGGGACCCAUCGUGGGAAUCAGAAGGAAGGAAAAAAACAGGAAAGGAAAUGAUCCGCCUGGGACAAGGAACCGCCGGAGCUUUGCUGUGCGCGCUCCUGGGGACGCUGUGCGCGGCUGGCUCCAGGCAGAUCCGCUACUCGGUGCCGGAGGAGCUGGACAAAGGCUCCUUCGUGGGCGACAUCUCCAAGGACCUAGGGCUGGAGCCCCGAGAGCUGGCGGAGCGCGGAGUCCGCAUCAUCUCUAGAGGUAGGUCUCAGCUUUUCUCUCUGGACCCGCGAAGCGGGAGCUUGGUCACCGCGGGCAGGAUAGACCGGGAGGAGCUGUGCGCCCAGAGCGCUUCCUGUCUUGUGAGCUUUAACAUCCUUGUGGAGGAUAAGCUGAAAAUAUUUGAGGUAGAAGUUGACAUCAGCGACAUUAAUGAUAAUGCUCCUAGUUUUCCAACGGAGGAAUUGGAAAUAAAAAUUGGUGAACUAACAGUUCCUGGAACCCGAUUUCCACUUAAAACUGCCUUUGACCCAGAUGUGGGCAUGAACUCCCUGCAAAACUAUAGGCUUAACGCCAAUGACUACUUCUCCUUGGCUGUGAACAGCGUCAUCGAUGACGCCAAGUACCCAGAGCUAGUGCUGGAGCGAGCCCUGGAUCGUGAGAAAAAGGCGGUCCACCAGCUUGAUCUCAUUGCCUCUGACGGCGGAGACCCAGUCCACACCGGGAAGUUGUGCAUCCAGGUGAUAGUCGUGGAUGCAAAUGACAACCCACCCGUGUUUACUAAGCCAGAGUACCAUGUCAGUGUUCUGGAAAAUGUGCCAGUGGGCACUCGGCUGAUCACAGUGAACGCCACUGAUCGUGAUGAGGGAUUCAAUGCUCAAGUGUCCUAUAUUCUGGAUAAAAUGCCUGGGAAAGUUGCUCAGCUUUUCCAUCUCAAUUCAGUGACUGGAGACAUAUCAAUAUUAAAAAGCCUUGAUUAUGAGGACGCUGUGUUCUAUGAAAUCAAAAUUGAAGCACAAGACGGACCAGGUCUUUUUUCAAGAGCCAAGAUUCUUGUCACCGUUCUGGAUGUGAACGACAACGCCCCGGAAGUCUCAGUCACUUCCCUCACAGGCUCAGUCCCAGAGGAGGCUCCCGCUGGAAGAGAAAUCGCACUUAUCAAUGUACAUGACCGAGAUUCUGGUCAGAAUGGGCAAGUCACAGUUUUUGUCCUGGGAAAUCUGCCCUUUACUCUAGAAAAAUCAAUAGACCAAUACUACCGCCUAGUGACAGCCAGAUCUCUGGAUCAUGAGGAGGUAUCUCAAUAUAAUAUCAGUCUAAGAGCCACCGAUGGGGGAAGUCCACCAUUGUCUACGGAAACUCAUAUCACUCUGCAUGUGUCAGACAUCAACGACAACCCUCCGGCCUUCACACAUGCCUCCUAUUCUGCCUAUAUCCCAGAAAACAAUGCUAGAGGAGCCUCCAUCUUCUCUGUUACAGCACAGGACCCAGACACUGACGAGAAUGCACAAGUCACUUACUCACUAGCUGAGGACACCCUGCAGGGGGCGCCACUGUCAUCGUAUGUCUCCAUCAACUCCAACACUGGUGUCCUGUAUGCUCUUUGCUCCUUUGACUAUGAGCAAUUUAGAGACCUGCAGUUACAAAUAACAGCCAGAGACAGUGGGAUCCCUCCACUCAGCAGCAACGCGACGCUGAGCCUGUUUGUGCUGGACAAGAACGACAACAUGCCUGAAAUUCUGUAUCCUGCCCUCCCGGUAGAUGGUUCCACUGGGGUUGAGUUGGCACCCCGCUCUGCAGAGCCUGGAUACCUGGUGACCAAGGUGGUGGCAGUAGACAAAGAUUCAGGACAGAACGCCUGGCUCUCCUACCGCCUGCUCAAGGCCAGCGAGCCAGGGCUCUUCUCUGUGGGACUGCACACGGGCGAGGUACGCACAGCUCGGGCCAUGCUUGACAGAGAUGCCCUCAAGCAGAGCCUAGUGGUGGCCGUGCAGGACCACGGCCAGCCGCCUCUCUCAGCCACAGUCACACUCACCAUAGCAGUGGCUGACAGCAUUCCUGACAUCCUGGGGGACCUGGAAAGCAUCCAUACCCCUGCUAACCCCCACAAUUCAGACCUGACGCUGUACCUGGUGGUGGCAGUGGCUGUGGUCUCCUGCAUCUUCCUGGCCUUUGUCAUUGUGCUGCUGGCACUCAGGCUGCGGCGCUGGCACUCACAGCGCCUGCUCCAGGCUCCAGGGAGCGGAUUGGCUGGCGUACCAGCCUCUCACUUUGUGGGUCUAGACGGGGUGCAAGCUUUCCUGCAGACCUAUUCCCAGGAAGUUUCGCUUACCGCAGGCUCUAGGAAGAGUCACCUGAUCUUCCCACAACCCAACUACGCAGACACGCUCAUCAGCCAGGAGAGCUGUGGGAAAAGCGAGCCCCUUAUAAUACCUCAAGAUUUACUUGAAACAAAAGAAGACCCCACGCUGCCUGAGGAGUUCAUUUCUUUGAGCGUUAUGAGCAGUUAUGCCAGUGUGGUUCUUGUAAGAUCUUAAUACACAUUUAUCUGAGAAGUAAAGCAACAAUGUAGCUGUACAUUCUGUUUUCUCUACCUGUGUCCCACUUGCCUGUGAGUGCACUGUACACCUCCUGGCCUUGGUAUGGCUGAGUGGGCCAGGUAGCUAGAUCUGGCCAGUACAUUCCACUUAUGGAGUAAACAUGGUCACUAUGAGAGUUCCAGGUCUUUCCUGUAACCUUUGGAGAGUGUGGUUGCCCCUUCUACCUGAGCCCCCCAGUGCCUGUAAUGAGAGGAGAGCCGUGCAGUUGACCCAACAGCGGCCCACACACCUGUGAUAAAUGGACCUUUCACAAUUUUGUCCUCAUUGUUCGAGUGCUGGGAUAGAACCCAGUGUCUUGACACAUGUUGAUCAUCUGCUGGACCACUGAGCCUGCCUCAGCCUGUGUUUCCCAUUAUAAACCCAUGUGAUUUGAACAUUGUCACUCCUGGACCUCUAGCCUAUCCUGACUGACACAAACAACUGGGGGGAGGGAAAUACAAAGUAUUUUAUGCUCUAAUAAAUUGUGUGUCUGAACCUUUCCAAGUCACACCACAGUAUUUUCAUCAUAAAAACAUAAAAAUCAUAGGCUAGACAGUGGAAAAAAAUGGUAUAGCAGGACACUUACAGUUGCAGCUACCUCAGAAACUAUGGAGGUGGGACUCACUCAAGCCUAGAGUUCAAGACUAACCUUGUCAGCAUAGCAAGAACUGUCUCAAAAAGAAAAGUGGAGGUUUGUCAAAUGAUUAAAUGCCUGGUGACUAAAAUGUAUGCGUGUGUGUGUUCCUCUGAAGGUAGCAAGUUCAUUCCCUUAACUAUUAUGAGCCAUGAGCUGGUAUUUACCUCCAUUUCAGAAAGGUUUUUUAAACCUGUUAUGUAGCUGUAUCACUCCUGGAUACACCCAAGGGACUAUAAGUCAACAUAUCACAGAGAUACACACUUGCGCCUCAGCGUUUACUGCAGUGCUGUCCACAAUGACUAAGUAACCUAAGUGUGUCCAUCACUAAAGAAAUGAAUAAAGAAAAUGUGAUGUAUAGAUAUUUAUACAAUGGAAUAUUUCAGCCAUAAGAAAAAUGAAGCUUUGUCAUUUGCAGGAAAAUGAAUGCAGUUGUUGGUAAUUAAGCUGCCUUAAUUAAUUUUUAAAAAAAGAUAAG
Apodemus sylvaticus (European woodmouse) is the source of this 4256-nucleotide messenger RNA. RefSeq names its product protocadherin gamma-A3-like. Gene Ontology annotation, biological process: homophilic cell-cell adhesion. NCBI's taxonomy places the organism in Eukaryota, Metazoa, Chordata, Mammalia, Rodentia, Muridae. The record is from RefSeq and is a predicted model, not a curated record. Gene Ontology annotation, molecular function: calcium ion binding. Gene Ontology annotation, cellular component: plasma membrane.